AUGUCUGAACCAUCUUUAUCAUCAAAUACCGGUAGUCAAGGUAAUGCCUCAAAUAAUAAUGUUUCUAAUCCUGUUCCAAAUAUAGAUGAGCUUAGACAGCAACGUGCGUCUUCAAAGGGGAGCCUUACACGAAUUAAGAACAUUAUUGAUGCGUCAAAUAAUUUGUCUCCUACUGAACUUGAGUGCAGGUUAGGUAUGGUCGAAUCGUAUUAUAAACAAGCAUCGUAUUAUCAAGGUCAAAUUGAACGUUUGUUACCACAAGAUACAUGUCGCUCGGAAAUUGACGAACUAUAUGUCAUAGUAAAAUCACGUAUUCUAAAUCUUCUCGGCAACAGAAGAAGCUCACAAUCACAUGAACAUACAUUUUCAAUGCCUCAAAUGCAGUACAAUCGUUUGCCUAAAUUACGUUUGCCGAGAUUUGAUGGCAAAUAUCUCGAAUAUAAAAAUUUCAUAAACUCUUUCACGAAUCUAGUUCACAGCGAUCAAUUCAUUCCACCUAUUGAGAAGUUCAACCAUCUGUUAUCGUGCCUAUCCGGCGAAGCUUUGUCAACAAUUAAGUCGUUCCAAGUAACUGAAGAAAACUAUGGCAAAGCACUAGACAGAUUGAAAGAGCGGUAUGACAAUGAUACAAUCAUUUUUUUAGAAAACAUUUCAUCUAUUUUCGAAGUGGAUAAAAUUUCUAAGGCUGAUUCUAAACAACUUAGACAUAUCACUGAUACUAUCUCAGCUUUGUACAAUUCGUUACAAUCACUUGGAAGUUUUGAAAAAAUUUGUGAUGCAAUUAUCAUACAUCUUACAAUUACCAAAGUUGAUCAAGAAACUAAAAAGAAAUGUGAUGAAUAUUUAGAUAACUCUAAUCUUCCAUCUUGGAAACAAUGUUGUGCUAUGCUUGAUAAGCGAUGCCAACAACUCGAUGCUCAAACGAGGCAUAGUGUGAAACCGCAAUCAAUUCAAACUUAUCAGCCGCAUUCAUUACAAAAGGUUAGCAAGCCAAAGCAGUAUUCAUUUGCGAUCAAAAAUAUUCCUGAAAGGUCGUGUACAUAUUGUUCCAAAUUAGGUCAUAAUAUUUCUACUUGUAUCAAUUUCAUCGCACUUCCAUUAGAACAACGUCGUGAUCAAGUACAACAGCACCAAUUGUGUUUCAAUUGUUUAUCAAACCUCCACACUGUAUCACAAUGUAGCUCAAAAUAUUCUUGUCGAUUUUGUAAACAACGUCAUCAUACGUUGCUCCACAAACAUGAUUUAAAUACGUUUGUAAAUUCUAACAUUUCAUCAUCAAGAAAUGAUCAACUUAGUAAUCCAGUUACACAUGCUACUUCACAAAAGAGUGUUAAGAAGACAAAUAGUACCAUUAUUUUAGCAACAGCUCUAAUUCUCAUAAAAGAUUCUACCGGAACGUACCAAAUGGGCCGAGCGCUUUUAGAUUCAUGUUCGCAAGUGAAUUUCAUUACCGAUUCUCUAGCACGGGCUCUAAACUUAAAAAGGUCGAGAUCUGAAAUAGAUAUCGUUGGUGUUGGUUCUUCUGUGCUGAAAAUUCAACAUAAUACGCAAACUACAAUCCGAUCACGGAUAACCGAGUUUGAAACAUCACUAGAUUUUCUCAUUUCAAAGAACAUUAGUAGCUAUCAUCCAGAUAAAGCAUUUUCGUUGAAAGAUUUAAAUAUUCCAUCACAUAUGGAACUUGCAGAUCCAGAAUUUAAUGUCCCUAAAGGUAUUGAUAUGUUACUUGGAGCAGAAGCUUUCUGUUUGUUGUUAACGCAAGGUCGAAUGUCUUUGGGUAAAAACUUACCAAUUUUACAAAAUACUGAAUUUGGUUGGAUUGUAUCCGGAAGGUAUGCUUUGUCACAUAAACCGAUUGAAGCAGUCAGUCAUUGCACCAUCACUUCAAUCGAAGCUUUGAACAAAAAUAUUGAAAAAAUGUGGCAACUAGAAGACGUCUCUAAUAAACGUCAGAAGUGGUCAGAGGAACAAAUCAUGUGUGAACAACAUUUCAUUGAUAAUGUAUCUGUAAACUGUGAUGGAAGAAUUAUGGUAAAACUACCAUUUAAAAAUAGUACAGAUUUAUUAGGUAACUCUAAAGAUAUUGCGUUACGUCGAUUUUAUGCUUUGGAAAAAAAGCUUGAAAAGAAUAUUCAGCUCAAAGAAGAAUAUUCAAAAUUCAUGAAAGAAUACGAAGAAUUGUUACAUAUGUCAUUGAUUCAUAGUCCAAAUUUAUCAAUACCUCAUUAUUAUAUUCCGCAUCACUGCGUGCUGAAGUCAAGUAGUGAAUCAACUAAGUUACGCGUGGUGUUCGAUGCUUCUUUCAAAACGGCAUCACAGGUCUCACUAAAUGACAUCCUUGCAGUGGGUCCUACCAUACAAAAAGAAUUACUCAUUAAUCUGCUACGUUUUCCUUGCCAUAAAUAUGGACUUAUGCGGACAUAA
Messenger RNA from Teleopsis dalmanni, 2424 nucleotides. RefSeq lists its product as uncharacterized. The record is from RefSeq and is a predicted model, not a curated record. NCBI's taxonomy places the organism in Eukaryota, Metazoa, Arthropoda, Insecta, Diptera, Diopsidae. Bases 1 to 2424 code for a protein of 807 amino acids. The transcript has a single exon.